AUGUUGCGUGGUUCACUCUCAACACCAACAACUCAAACUCUUAAAGCAGCAGCAACAACAAGAACAACAACAAUUACAAUGCUUUGGUCAUCUCGUAGAUUAUCAUCAACACAUUUUUGUCUUUUUAAGAAUCUUAUAGCAGGUAAUACAAGAUUUUCCUCAAAUGAGAGUUGUUUUCUCAGAGGUCGCCAAAUUAAUAUCAAACAAGUUUUUGGGCUUAUCUCUCGUCGACCUCCAAGAAAUAAAGCAGGAUUUGUUGUUUCUCCAAGAUGUGUCCUGCCACUGACAGAAGAGAAUGUGGAAAGGGUUUUGGAUGAGGUGAGGCCUGGCUUGAUGGCUGAUGGAGGGAAUGUGGCCUUACAUGAGAUAGAUGGUCUUGUUGUUAUCCUCAAACUACAAGGAGCAUGUGGAUCAUGUCCUAGCUCAACAAUGACAUUAAAGAUGGGGAUUGAAACUCGCCUUCGCGAUAAGAUUCCAGAAAUCUUAGAAGUUGAGCAAAUACUUGAUACUGAGACCGGUCUUGAGUUAACCGAAGAAAAUGUUGAAAGUAUUCUUUCGGAAAUUAGACCAUAUCUUAUUGGCACUGGAGGAGGAACAUUAGAGCUUGUUGAGAUCAGUGAUUAUACUGUUAAAGUUCGGUUAAGUGGACCGGCAGCAGGAGUCAUGACCGUUCGCGUUGCCUUGACGCAGAAGCUGAGAGAUAAGAUACCUUCUAUUGCAGCUGUGCAGCUAAUAGAAUGA
Molecule: messenger RNA, 741 nt
Organism: Vicia faba (fava bean)
Lineage: Eukaryota; Viridiplantae; Streptophyta; Magnoliopsida; Fabales; Fabaceae
Source: the annotation of a GenBank genome assembly